AUGGUCAAAAUCGUGCUCUUGUUACUUGUCAUUGCCCUCAAUACCUUUCAAACUUCAGCACGAGCUUGUUUUAUCACUUACAAAAUCACGGUUCGUGUCAUUAACAAUCUCCCUUCAGGUUCCGAGCCGUUGAUAGUUCGUUGUCAGUCCAAAGACGACGAUCUUGGAUACCACACGCUUACUGUUAAUCAAGAAUUCAAAUGGUCGUUUUGCGAGCGUUUAUUUGGCCAUACUUUAUUCUUUUGUCAUCUGUGGUGGGGUUCGAAACAAGUGGCCUUUGAUGCUUUUCGUUCGGAAAAAUUCAAAGACUCCAAAAUUCUGCAUUUUUGGUUGGCUGGGAGUACGGGGAUAUGGUAUUGUAACUCUAAUGACCCCUCGGACAACAGAGCUGCCACGAACACACCGGAGAGCUCAAAAUCAAGACCACAGGAAGAACCACCAAGGCUGCAAUCGUUCGAGCACCGGCAGCCCGGCCACACGGCGGACGGGCGGGUUGCGGCCUUCUUGAAGACAACUCUGAACAUAGUCUGGCAUUCACACACUUCCAUCAGGUGGAAAAGAGACAGUGCACGAGCAGGACUCCCGCAGACCGGUAGACCCCUGCGACUGGAACUCGAAAGUGGCGGUGGCGCCCCCUCCGUGGCUGUGGAAUUGGAACAGCGAGACCGCCACAGACUGGGUCUCUUGUCGACCUCCAAGGGGGCAAAAAAAAAUGGCUCUAAUCACGCAUCGGUCUGGCAGGCAGGACGGCAGCAGCGACUCUCCGACGGAGAAGGGGGGUAG
Molecule: messenger RNA, 783 nt
Organism: Striga hermonthica
Lineage: Eukaryota; Viridiplantae; Streptophyta; Magnoliopsida; Lamiales; Orobanchaceae
Source: the annotation of a GenBank genome assembly